AUGAAUACGCCACGAUCGAAGAAUUACCAUAUCGCAAUCGUGGCGCCUUUGCCAGAAGAUUAUAAAACGGCCAGAGCAUUGUUGGACGAACCCUCGCCAGAGUAUCAUUUGAAAAGCUCGGGAGCUGCAUGCUCUCUUGGAAAAGUCGGCCCUCACAAUGUCGUCCUGGUCGGAAAAGCUGAGAACAUGACCAAUGUCUCCAUCUUCGUCAAAGACACUGUCGACAAUUUACUCGAAGCUUACUCUUCAAUUCGAGCUGGUUUUCUCAUCGGAGUAGAUGCUACAGCUCCUGAAGAUAGCCUUGCAAAACCAGGCGACAUUGUCGUGGGAUUUCCACAAGGGCGCCAGCCUGGGCUAAUUCAGUUCAAUGCAGAUGAGACAAUCACCUCGAACCACAUUUCGACUACGUUUGAAACAAGCCAUCCACCCUCCUCCGUUAAAUCCGUUAUCAAUAGUCUCAAGUCCACACAAGGCCGACAGCAAUGGAGCAAAUAUCUACAAGAUCAUUCACCGCGAGCAGAGCUUGGCUCCACAAAGGACCAUCAGCGGCUCAAACAGGGUCUCCGUGAACCAACCAAAGUCUUGUGCGGCAAAGUGGCAUCAUCUGAUAGUCUCUUAUAUGAUCGUGAUUUGGCCAACAAGGUCGGAAGCGACAAUAAGAUCAUGUGUUUCGAACGAGCAGCUGCAUGUAUUAAAUCAAGGUUUCCAUUCCUGACUGUCUGCGGCACGGUCAGUUCUAUAAGUUCGAGUUCUCGAAGCCUGAAUGAGUCUGCGAUACGCAGAUUAAGAAUGACCACGGUUAUUUGUACCAUGUUUAUCUCUCAUCGGAUCAGUACCGCCCAACUGGAAGUCGAACAUGCCUUUACAUAUCGGUUUCAAUACAACCCAUUCGAUUUGGAAAGUGCUGGAUUUAGGUUAGCACUACUUGAGAAAGGUUCUCAAUCUCAAAUACGGUGCCGCCUUGUCCAAGUGUACCUCAACGACAUAAUCCCCUAUGAAGCAGUGUCAUAUUCUUGGGAAAGCCAAAGCACACCUCAUGAGAUCAUGGUAGACGAGAAGACAUUGUCAAUCACGGAAAGCCUACACGACGCUCUCCGUCACUUGAGGAGACCUGACGAGGACCGGAUGCUUUGGAUUGAUGCUCUGUGUAUUGACCAGACCAAUAUCAAGGAGCGCGGUCAUCAAGUUAAUCGCAUGGGAGAGAUCUACAAGAAAGCCGACAGAGUGAUCGUCUGGCUUGGAUAUCUGAGUGGAAAUGCCACACAGCUAAAAUCUGCUAUCACCAUGCUCGAAGCGCAAGUUGCAAAAUUGCCAGGCAUCCCUCGAAAAUGGCCUCGAGAAGAUCCCCGAUGGAAGUCGCAGUGGAGACAGGUUGAAGCCAAUUUCGGACCUUUGUGUCGCGAUAAGUUGGUAGACGGCCUUAAAAGCUUCAUGCAAAAACCCUGGUUUUCAAGAGUUUGGAUCUUGCAGGAAGUGGCCAACGCGAAAAGGACUAUCGUGACAUGUAAUUUGGGGGAAGUCCCGGGGUGGAUUUUCGCCCUACUUCCACAUGCUAUGGACGUUGAGGUCGAUGAACAGUGUAAAGCUGUCCUAGAUAUCAUGCCCCAUCCAUCGACACCCUCGACAUCGCGAAAAGAAACCAGAAACCUUAGCAGCCUGCUGUGGAAGUUCAGAGGAUGCAAAGCCACAGAUCCGCGAGACAGAGUAUACGCAUUACUCGGUAUGGCGACAGAUAUGAAAGGAAGCCACAUUCAACCAGAUUACGCCAAGGAGGAGCAUGUGGUGAUGAAGGACUUAUAUGCUUACAUUAUAGGUGGGGAGUGGCCAGCUCAUGAUUCACCAGCAUCGAAUAUUCAGGAUUUGCAGCAAAAGCUUCCAGCCAUAUCCAAGCAAAGGCUUCAGCAAGUACUCCGGAGCACCUUUCGAACAGAUCUGCUGGAACAUUUUCUGUGCCGUCAAAGCUUGAUCUCAAUGAUCAAGGAUGGCGAUCUCUUCUAUGUGAUGCAGCAUGGAAGCAGGGCCAUGCAAGCGUUUUUGGAUAAGAGUGCACCUCUUCCUGAUAUCUCUUUAGACGUCGGUUUGGAAUGCCUCCAGAGGUUCCCUGAUGUAUUUGAGGUCCUGUUGCGAAGACCUGACUGUACGUUUCAGGAUAUGCCGAGAUUCGUCGCUCGAGCUAUAGAAUAUCGACCUCAGAUUUUCGAGCGGCUUGUUAAAUCAUAUUCCGAUCCAGAAAAGUUGAGGCACGAUGUUUUGUUACAGGUCAUACCAAGGGGGCUACCAAUGUGCCAAGCGCUGUUCGAUAACUGCGAAUCUCCCAUUGAUAUAUCGAAAGAGAUGCUACUGACAGCCAUACAUAUUCAUAGAGAUAUCGUGCAGAUUCUUCUGGAAGAAGCUCGAUCUCCAAUCGAAGUAUUCGAAAAUAUCUUCUUAGAAGCAACUCCCGGAGGACUCCACAUCCUUGAUGAGUCCAGAAAGCCAAUCAUGAUAACAAAAGAACUGAUUGGUAAGAGCAUCGUAGCCGGUCCAGGUGCUCUUCAGCUCGUUCUAGCCACGAUGGAAAGCACAAUUGAACUAGACGAAGACCUCUUUAUCACAUCAAUCAAGAACGGUCUGGGCACGCUGAAGCGCUUGCUUACAGUCUGUAUAAAGCCUUUUAAUGUAACGAAAAGGGUGUAUGGACAAGCUAUUGAAGCGGGUGACGAAAUAUUAUCAUACCUCUUCCCGAAGUCAUCUUCCAAACUGACAAUGACAGAAUCCUAUGUCGCUUCCUGUAUUAUAAGACCUCACGACUAUGAUGUCGAGAAAAAGCCUUGGCAUGUCUUGAGAUCUCUUUGUGGAUACGGAGAGGGCAAGCUACAGAUCACAGACAAGUUGAUGUCGCUGGCUAAGGACAAACGCUAUGGAUUUCUAUAUGAGAUGAUGUAUUGGAUACGGAGGCAGGAGAAAGACGUCAGUGAUGAGGUGGCGAUAAGCGCAAUCAGACGGGGCCCCAAGGCCUUCAUGGCGCUCCUUAAUGAAGAAGGAACGAACUUCAGAGUCACAAAACAGAUUCUCGAAGUUGCUAUCGAGCAUUCAUAUGCGUUUGAGGCACUGGGGCUAAGACGCCACAGUGAGGUUUUCACGGAUUCUCUUAACCUGGAUCAAUGUGUUCUACCUGGGAUGCAGCCCCCUGAAACGGCGCAAAAAAACGAAGUAUGA
This is a messenger RNA of Fusarium mangiferae, 3198 nucleotides long. RefSeq lists its product as uncharacterized. The coding region runs from base 1 to 3198 and encodes 1065 amino acids. Gene Ontology annotation, molecular function: catalytic activity. The transcript has a single exon. NCBI's taxonomy places the organism in Eukaryota, Fungi, Ascomycota, Sordariomycetes, Hypocreales, Nectriaceae. The record is from RefSeq and is a predicted model, not a curated record. Gene Ontology annotation, biological process: nucleoside metabolic process.